AUCAGGGAGUGAAAUUAAUUGUUGAAUUAUCAUGCCUAUUAUUGAAAAUGUGCACCUGAUGGAACUCAUUACUAUGAUCAUGUUAUAAAGAACACGUCAUUUAGGCGCUGAUAAAUAAAAACAUACAAUUGAAAGAGGAUGUAAUUACUUUUUCCCCAUGACUGUAUGUCCACAUCAGACCGUUUUGCUUCCUCUCUAUAUAACCACCAGACAUUCCUGAUCUUCACACAUCCUGUAUCACUACGAUGUCAGUCAUGUUAAUCCCAGUAAAUAAACACUUCCUGAUUCACCAUCUCAUGCGUCAUAAACCUCGCCAAUAUUGCGUUUAGUUUAUUUUAUUUCAGGCAGGAUGAAGCUGCAUGCACACUGGAAUUUAUUGAGCUGGAUUUUCUUCACCUUCCUGCUUCUGAUACACACAGUGUCGGUGCAGAGUGUCCGUGUUGAAGGUUUUAUAGGAGAAUCAGUUACCUUACCGUGUUCAUUUGGCCAGAAGCCGCAGACUGUGUUUUGGCGAAACGACGACAGCAGGGUGGUGUGUGACAUCAUUCGCGGUGAAGCAGAUUUCAGUGAGCAGGAUCCAGUCUAUAAAGACAGGGUUGAAAUUUCUCAAUCAGAAAUUGAAAAGGGGAAUUUCUCCAUCAUGCUGAGCAACGUGAAGGAAUCUGAUUCAGGACAGUACACCUGCAUCGUCCCAAACAGCAAGACCCUGACACUAGAACUAACUGUUAAAGAGAAACCAACCACAACAGAGAGAAAGAACCCAACCCCACUAACAGAUGAAUCUCCGACACGAGCAGACGGUCCGUUAACGUUCCUGCUGGGAUGUGCUCUGCUCUUCAACUUAACCUUCUGAAGGAAACCCCAAGCUCCGUGUGUGCAUUAUCUUCACAUACAGGCAUCACAGCAAUGUCUUUUACAGAUUUCAGUUCAGUUUUUAAUUUCUUUCACUAAAAUCAGUACUACUUUGGAUCGAUAGU
Molecule: messenger RNA, 977 nt
Organism: Ictalurus furcatus (blue catfish)
Lineage: Eukaryota; Metazoa; Chordata; Actinopteri; Siluriformes; Ictaluridae
Product: CD276 antigen homolog
Exons: 4
Coding region: 350-853 (167 amino acids)
Biological process (GO): cell surface receptor signaling pathway; negative regulation of T cell proliferation; cellular response to lipopolysaccharide
Cellular component (GO): external side of plasma membrane
Source: RefSeq, a predicted model, not a curated record